Messenger RNA from Bactrocera tryoni, 558 nucleotides. Its product is annotated as UPF0389 protein CG9231. Lineage: Eukaryota; Metazoa; Arthropoda; Insecta; Diptera; Tephritidae. The record is from RefSeq and is a predicted model, not a curated record. The transcript is spliced from 2 exons. The coding region runs from base 91 to 465 and encodes 124 amino acids.
CCUUACUCGGAAAAUAAAGAAGUUGCGAAAUUACAGAAAACAUACAUGUUUUGUUUUUUUUUUGUUUUAUAGUGUGAAACUACCAAAAAAAUGUUCGGGAUAUUAAAUCUUGUGGCAAAUAGAAAGAAAUAUGCCGAGAAUUUUAGAAUUGGUAAAUUUUUUAGCCAAGAGACCGGAAAGACUAUUCAUGGCCAUACUCCCAACAACCUCGAGAAACGUUUUUUGGUAUGGAGCGGGAAAUAUAAGUCCAUUGAAGAAGUACCAUCUUUCGUUAGUAAUGAUGUAAUGGAGCGUUCCCGUAAUAAGGUCCGAAUUCGGGUGGCAAAUAUCAUGAUGGCGCUUACGGUAUUGGGUUGCUGCCUUAUGGUUUACAGUGGUAAACAAGCUGCAAAAAGUGGCGAUUCUGUAGUCAAACAAAAUCUCGAUUGGCACACAAAAUAUAAUGAAGAAUCAAAAAAAGCUUAGGUUUUCAGUAAUCAUGUUUGGUUUUAUGUAAUGAAAUAUAAUAAAUAAUCAAUUGUAAAUGUUUUAAAAUACAUAUUUACAUAAAGUAGUUAA